Hermetia illucens (black soldier fly) is the source of this 984-nucleotide messenger RNA. RefSeq lists its product as uncharacterized. Bases 94 to 984 code for a protein of 296 amino acids. The record is from RefSeq and is a predicted model, not a curated record. The transcript is spliced from 4 exons. NCBI's taxonomy places the organism in Eukaryota, Metazoa, Arthropoda, Insecta, Diptera, Stratiomyidae.
UUUUUAGAUGACAAACAUGAAAAUAUUAUCGACUAUCCUUUCUUACAGCGGAAUUAAACUUUAAUUAGUUAAUAUUAUAUUCGCGACUUAAAAAUGGUAGAAGAGGCUCCGAAUUUUGUUGAAGAGGACCCAUUGAAUUACGACCUGAGAUUCGACGACUUCAUCGAGCAUCUUACCAGUCGACCUAAUUUUAAGUACAAUUACUACCAAAUGUGGAUUCGCGAGAUUCUCGUUGAUUGGGCUGCCGAAAUCGCAACCAGUGACCUAUUCGAUCCCGAAUCAGCACCUGAUAUCCUUCCCAUGUGGAUGAAUUACAUCAUUGAAAAGUUGCGUUCCACACAAUUUGAGGAAUUUUCGAAAUUCUGCAUGUCCCUUCAAAAGGAUAUUUAUUCAUUUUAUUUAGUUCACGAAUCGGAGGAAUGGAAAUGUUUUCGCAAAGAAGUCGUUGAGAAAAUAUUACAGGAUGAAUCCGCAGAGAAUGGCGAUGAAAAUGUGUCUAUUGAAGACGCUUCUCAGCAAACAGACGAAUUCGUCUACGAACAAGGAAUCGAUGAACAGUAUCAGUUAUUCACGGAUCAGUUCAAUUAUUUGAUUGGCUUGGUGGAGAAAGCACUAUCCACUGGCUUCAAAUACCAAGUUUUCAAAUUGGCAUUCGGAAAAAUCCAACAAAGAGUCGCAAAACCUAUUUAUGCCCCGUAUUCGUUGCAAUUUCCCAAAAAAUAUAAGCCACGUAUUGAUACGGAGAUUUUUAAAAUUGCCAAGACGCAAUCAUUGGAUCUUAUGGAACACAAUCACUUCCUUACAGCAAGUGGCGAAGAUUCCGAGGAAGACGACCACCGAAAAACUGAGGAAGAUUUAGGGAGUAUCAGUCAACCUAUUUCAUUUAUAAUGCCUUUAUCAUCAGCUUUCAAUGUCAACGAUGAAUUUUGGAAAGCUCAAAAGGUUCAGGAUGGCUCUAGCGAUGUGGUUAAAAAUACCCCAUAA